Molecule: messenger RNA, 1050 nt
Organism: Periophthalmus magnuspinnatus
Lineage: Eukaryota; Metazoa; Chordata; Actinopteri; Gobiiformes; Gobiidae
Exons: 8
Coding region: 1-1050 (349 amino acids)
Biological process (GO): T cell activation; positive regulation of ERK1 and ERK2 cascade; interleukin-15-mediated signaling pathway
Cellular component (GO): membrane raft; external side of plasma membrane
Molecular function (GO): MHC class II protein binding; protein tyrosine kinase binding
Source: RefSeq, a predicted model, not a curated record
AUGCCACGCCCCCCGCCCCUGGCGUUUGGACACGCUCAGAGGCGGGAGCUAAAGACGCUGCGACAGAGCACCCUGUGGCUCUCAGAGCGCCCCGUGGCUCUCAGAGCGCCCCGUGGCUCUCAGAGCGCCCCAUCAGAUGUUCCUGAUGCUCCUGCAGAGUUUUUUGAGGCUUUUCUUCACAUCAGAGAAAACAAAAUGUCCGCCGCGUGCGUCCUGCUGCUGCUCGCUCUCACGCUGCGCCGCUCGGAAGAGAAGCAGUUGUUGGUCUUUUCUGGGAAGACGGUGACUCUGCCCUGUGGAGAUGUGCCCCCGACCAACUGCACCUGGACUAAAGGGGGCGCCAUCCUCACACCCAAAGCCACAUAUAACGAAUACAAAGAUGAAGGAUCAUCUCCAGUGUCUGUGGACCAGAGAUCCCACAGACUGAACCUGAGUGGGUCCUGUGAGCUGCACAUCCGGGACGUGACACCAGAGGACGCUGGAGCGUACAUCUGCACCGGGCACAACCAAUCACAGCCCUCACGCUCUUUCCUGUCUGUGGUCAGCUUUUCCUUUUCCGGCAUACCGUAUUCUGCAAAAGUGAGCUGUCGUGUCCAUCCAAACGACGGACUCUGUGGAUUCCUGGUCAAACUGCUGGUCCAGGGCUUGGAUCAUGACGGUUUCAGGGUCUGGACGUCCGAGUGCUCGGCUCAUAUCAGUUACUCAGUGUCUUUUCCUCCUUCUCCUUUGAAUCUGAGUGUGGACUGUGAAGUGACCGACCUGAAGUCUGACCACGUCCAGGUGUUUCCGAUUUUUGAAAGAGGAAACAAGACCGAGGUCCAGACCGAGGACGACUCUGAAGAAUCACAGGACGCGCUCUGGCUCGUGGCGGUGCUGAUGCUGGUGCUGCGUUCAGUGGAGGUGCUGAUGGUUUCUGUCGUCAUGGUGAUACUGCUCCGAGAAUACGCCCGCCGCAGUUCUGCCGAUGACCACCAGGAGACAAUAAGACAAGUCCAAAAAAAUAAAAACCUGAACCAGGGAGGAGUCACUGAUCUGAGUCAGCGUUAUUAA